AAAUCUCUCAUCAUGGCCGCUGUUGCAACUCUUCCGUCGCUGGACCCACUCUUCCGUGCGAGUGCCAAACGAACACGAGCUAUAUUCGAGGCAUGUCCUGACGACGGAAUGGUUGACGAUGAGAAGAGUGUGCGAAUACGCCUUGCCUCGAAGAUACACGACGAAUAUCGCGAUGUCAAAGAGCUCCCCCCUGCCCUUCUCGCUCAGCAAGGCCCAGUAGGCCCAGUCCGACCUAGGGACCCCUCACGCAAACUAAUUACUGCUGGUCCCUCAGAGACCUCAACGGCCCUAAUAAUUUCCCAAAUCGACAAAACACCGACCUACCAGCCGUCCACCUUCACAUCCUCGACCCGUCUUUCGCAGGCUUUGACGCUGCACAAAACAACACGGACGAUAAAGCCCACAUACCAUCCGUCGUGGAAGCUGGUCCGCGUCAUUUCUGGCCAUCUUGGCUGGGUCAGGAGCGUCGCUGUCGAGCCAGGAAACCAGUGGUUUGCGACUGGGGCAGGAGACCGUGUCAUAAAGAUUUGGGAUCUGGCGUCGGGGGAGCUGAAGCUUUCGCUGACGGGACAUAUUUCGACCGUCAGAGGGCUGGCUGUCUCCUCACGGCACCCAUAUCUGUUUUCAUGUGGUGAAGACAAGAUGGUGCGUUGCUGGGAUCUUGAAUCCAACAAAAUUAUUCGCCAUUACCAUGGCCAUUUGUCCGGAGUAUAUGCCCUAUCCCUGCACCCCACGCUUGAUGUUUUGGUGACCGCUGGCCGUGAUGCUUCAGCUCGCGUCUGGGACAUGCGAACAAAGUCGCAAAUCCACGUCCUUUCUGGGCACACUGGUACCGUUGCAGACGUGAAAUGUCAAGACUCGGAGCCUCAGGUGAUUACGGGAAGCAUGGACUCGACCGUUCGGCUUUGGGACCUUGCCGCUGGCAAAGCACGCGUCACGCUUACCCACCACAAAAAAUCUGUCCGUGCACUCGCCAUUCAUCCCACCGAAUACUCGUUCGCGUCAGGCUCUGCGGGCGGAAACAACAUCAAAAAAUGGAAGUGCCCCGAAGGUGCAUUCGUCUGCAAUUUCAGUGGCCACAACGCCAUCAUCAAUACCAUGUCUGUCAACGCGGAAAGCGUCCUCUUCUCUGGAGCGGACAAUGGCUCGCUGAUGUUCUGGGACUACAAUACGGGAACAUCUUUCCAAGCAUUGGAGGAUGUGCCUCAACCUGGGUCUUUGGAAGCAGAGGCUGGUGUUUUCUGUUCUACGUUCGACAUGACAGGCACGAGAUUGAUCACUGGUGGGGCGGACAAGACGAUAAAGAUCUACGCGGAACAGGCACAAUGA
Messenger RNA from Mycena indigotica, 1329 nucleotides. RefSeq names its product Pre-mRNA splicing factor. The record is from RefSeq and is a predicted model, not a curated record. Lineage: Eukaryota; Fungi; Basidiomycota; Agaricomycetes; Agaricales; Mycenaceae. Gene Ontology annotation, cellular component: precatalytic spliceosome; Prp19 complex; catalytic step 2 spliceosome. Bases 13 to 1329 code for a protein of 438 amino acids. The transcript has 7 exons. Gene Ontology annotation, biological process: mRNA splicing, via spliceosome. Gene Ontology annotation, molecular function: protein binding.